This is a messenger RNA of Suillus paluster, 1246 nucleotides long. RefSeq lists its product as uncharacterized. The transcript has 5 exons. The record is from RefSeq and is a predicted model, not a curated record. Lineage: Eukaryota; Fungi; Basidiomycota; Agaricomycetes; Boletales; Suillaceae. The coding region runs from base 175 to 1209 and encodes 344 amino acids.
GACGUUAUAUUUUCAUUUCCGCGGACGGUGUCUAUGAUAUGGUUCGUAGAUAGGCUGACCAUUAUGAAUUGGCAAUACACGACUGGCAUUCGUGUAUGAUGUCACGCAACGUCAUUUAAGUUGACUCUAUAAGGUGUGGUUCAACCAAGACCGCGCUCCCAACUUACUGCAACUAUGAACACACUCUUUGGUGGUCUUUCUCGCGCAGCUACUCUUCGUCGUUCCUCGCUCGCCCUUCGCCGUCCUCCCCAGCUUCUUCAACGCCCUUCUCAAUUCACAGCCCAUCCGGCGGUUAUCAACCUUGCCCAGGUUCAUGCACGUUUCGCGGCUAACUCAGUCUCUGGCAGACCAGGCAGCCAGACUAUCGAGCAUGCGACGCAGAAUGUGAAGGAGGAAGUCGGGAAUUCGAUGACAGACUGGGCGCGCUCGAUUGCUGGCGGUGUGUUCACUGUAGACAGCGUCAAGCCCACAAAGGAUUCCUUCUUCGGCAUCACCACUGCAGUGGCCCAUUCCGUGCCAACCCCUUAUCUUGCCAUGGGCCUCGCUGGUGGUAUCCCAUACAUCGCGUCAUCUGCGACUACCGUUUAUCUUGCACACCAAGCAGGUCUUGCGACCAUGGGUGCUAUCACGAACAUGGACCCUGGUGUUGCGCUUAACGUCCUAGACCAAGCACUCAACUUCCAAGUCCACUAUGGCGCAGUGCUUCUCUCCUUCCUUGGCGCAAUCCACUGGGGUAUGGAAUUUAGCGGUCUGGGUGGGCACAAAGGCUACCCACGUCUGUUCCUCGGCAUCUCUCCCGCAGUUUUGGCGUGGUCAACUAUCACCCUCCAGCCCACUUUCGCGCUGCUCUGGCAGUGGGUUGGAUUCACUGCACUGUGGUAUGCCGAUAAUAAAGUCACCGCUGCCGGGUGGACACCAAAAUGGUACUCCCAGUACCGCUUCUACCUUUCCAUCCUCGUGGGUACGUGCAUCAUCGGCUCCCUUGCGGGAAUCUCGUAUUAUGGCCCUGUCGCCGGCCAUGGUCUGCUCUCCCAUGACAUCGAUAUGGUUCGCGCUGAACGGAAACUUAUCGAGCCUGAGCGUGUGGGCCACGUCGGUGGUGACAUUGAAGCUGUUCCGGGUGACGAGUCGAGCGACACAUACGUUAUCAUCCGCCGGAAGCACAAGAACGGAAACGGCGACAAUGGAGAGGCGGACGCUCAACAGUGAUGUGUGGGUCUUGAGGCGAGGCUCACUCAAAGUGACG